AUGGCGUGGAGGAGGAGACCGCACGCGCGUCUUGGCCAAGAAGAAGUGGAGAAGUAUGAAACAGCCAGUGACCAGGCGGUCGAGCCGGAGAUGAAGAUCUCCAUCGUCCGAGUGAAGGCACAGCCGCGGAAGCACAAGGUCAUCUCCUAUGGCUAUCGGAAGCUCAUCGAUGGAGAAGUCCCAGAGAUGUACCGCUUUCAGUACUUGCCAGACCCUGAUCUGCCAGAAGACUUGCAUCCAGGAGUGAUCCCUGCAGGCUUCUCUGCUUGCGUGCCGGUGGAUCAAGACAUGGUCUACUUUCACACAAGAGAAGGCGAUACGGGGCCAGAGUAUCAGGUCGUGUGCGCCGACCCAGACGAUGUGCUGCGAGCGGAUGGAAGAGUGGAUCGGGCGUCAGAGCUUGAUUCAAUAUCGACACUGGUGAGCUAG
Durusdinium trenchii is the source of this 429-nucleotide messenger RNA. NCBI's taxonomy places the organism in Eukaryota, Dinophyceae, Suessiales, Symbiodiniaceae. The record is from the annotation of a GenBank genome assembly.